Messenger RNA from Pipra filicauda (Wire-tailed manakin), 3376 nucleotides. RefSeq names its product RAB interacting factor (gene RABIF). The transcript is spliced from 2 exons. Gene Ontology annotation, biological process: post-Golgi vesicle-mediated transport; small GTPase-mediated signal transduction. Gene Ontology annotation, molecular function: guanyl-nucleotide exchange factor activity; zinc ion binding. Lineage: Eukaryota; Metazoa; Chordata; Aves; Passeriformes; Pipridae. Gene Ontology annotation, cellular component: membrane; cytosol. The coding region runs from base 1 to 435 and encodes 144 amino acids. The record is from RefSeq and is a predicted model, not a curated record.
AUGGCGGCGCCCUGCGCGGAGAUGGAGCCGGCGGCGCCUCCUCCUUCCCCUCCUCCCGCUCCCGCUCCCGCCGCCGCGCCGGGCUCGGCCGGGCUCGUGUGCGCGCAGGGCCGCAACCUGCGGGCGGUUCUGUGCCAGCGCUGCGGCUCCCGGGUGCUGCUGCCCGGCGCCGCCACCUUCGCCCGCCGUGAGCUCCUCCUGCCCGCCAUGAGGAAGAAGGCGGCGGCGGCGGCGGCGGGAGGCGGCGGGGACGUGCUGCGGGAGCACUGGCUGGUGCGCGACAUGUUCUCCUUCGAGAACGUGGGGUUCACCCGCGACGUGGGCAACGUGAAGUUCCUGGUGUGCGCCGACUGCGAGGCGGGGCCCAUCGGCUGGCACUGCCUGGACGACAAGGACAGCUUCUACGUGGCUCUGGAACGCGUGGCCCACGAGUGACCGCGGCCCCGGGCCCCGGGCUGGCAGCUGGGCUCGGCCGCCAGGAGCCCCGACAGCCCUGAGAGCCACAGCCCGGGCUGGGGCCCAGGGCACUGCCCGCGGCUGGGCUGGGCAGCCCAGUGUCUGACUGACCACAGCCCGGCUGGGCAGCCCAGUGUCUGACUGACCACAGCCCGGCUGGGCAGCCCAGUGUCUGACUGACCACAGCCUGCCUGCCCUGUGGUGUGACUGACCCACAGCCUGACUGGUCGCCUCACGUGCCAGGUCCACAGGCUGAGCAGCACCAGGAAGCGCAGCCCUGGCACAGCCAACUCCUCUCCCACACAGGAAGGCUGGUGGUGGUGGGAGGGUCCCCUGUGACCUGCAGGGACAUCUCACCAUGACAGUUUUGCCAAAUAACCCGAUCUGCCACUGUCUGCUCUGUCGCUUCCCUCGUGGCUGCUGUUGCUCCAAGGUGCUGGGAUGCCUCUCAGGCUGCUGGCUCUGUGACACCGUGUGAAUGUGGGCACUGGGAAGGGGCGAGGGGAGGACACGACUGCUGCACUGAGUUGUCGUGGCAGCUAAAAUUGUCUGACCUACAGCCAGAGCAGUUGCGGGGUUUAAGGCUGAAUCUUCUGCUGAUUUUCAGAAGGAAUGUUCCCUGCCCCAAGGCCUAACAUUUGCAUUCUCCAGAAUCUCAUCCCACCUGACAGCUGUACGCUGUGGGAGUGUGUGGCGCCUGAAGUGAGUGUAAGGCAUUCCAGCUAACGUGUGCAGUUCCAUUAACCGAGUACCUGGAAACCAAACACAGUACAGGUAAAGCAGCUGAGAGAGCAGCAAAUAAAGAAAAUGUGCCAGAUCAUAGUGUUUUCAGGCAGCAAGAGUGAAGAGAUUCUAGCCUGAAAAGGAUCUGAAUCAUUGGACAGGCAGUGUGCAGUGACUGUAUGUGCCAGUGCUGAAGCAUGUCAGAGUAGCCACUUGUGUAUGUUUUAAAGAAGUCAGGAAAGAGUUUCUCUUCUGUAAAAGCACCUGAGGAGAGCAAUCUGGUAUGUUGUGACCAGUUUUAGUCUCUGCCUUUUAAAAGCUGGGCACAAAGCUGACUGAAAAUGGAAGGAGGCUGCAGCAGCUGUUCCCUGCAUUUAUCGUGGCCCAGUUCGUUCUCCAUUGCAGACUCCAGGCUGAGUGACAGAGCAGCUCUCCGGGGAUGCUCUGGGGUCCUGGUGCUGUGCCUCUGCUCAUGAACACGUGGGUACUGACCCAGCUGUGAAGGCGCAGCUGUCACCGUGCUGGGAUGAUGGAGUUGUUUGGGCCACCAAACUCCAGGUGGGUUUUACCUGCAGAUUGAGGACAUUUCUGCCUCAAGGCUGUGCGAGGGACCUUUCCCUCUCUCCUCUAAUGAAGCAGUUUUGUUGGCAGGAGUCUCUAAGGCAGGCACAGCCUUGGGCAAGGCUCUCAGAAAGGCCUCCUGACAGCGGGAGAGGGAGAAACAAGCCUCUUCUCCCUGCAGGAUUUGAGCACCUGCACUUUUAAGAUUUGGAGACUCUGCCUUAAUGUAGAACAACCAAGGUGCUGGCUGUGCUGGGGCUGCUCCAUCAGGAACCUCUGCUGUGGGCAGUCAGGAUUUUUCAGAGGAGGGAGAGGAGCAGAACUAUAGUCUGGGGGCUGAGGCUCUUGCUGGAGCAGGAGGUGAAUCCUGUGCUGUGCCCUUGUUAAAUGUGUCAGAUGCACAUUUGACAUGAAGACUGCUGCUUCCCUCCUGCCCUUCCUGUCUCUUAGUCCUCAGCCCAGUGACUCAACAGGUUCAUCAAGGGGAUGUACCUCAAAAGGCAGGAGAGCUUCACUUGGGUUCUGCACAGGCACAGCAAAAUGGUGGGAUCAUGUCACUAAUUUCACACUUUCACUUGGAUUGUUGUCUGUUGGGGAACAUGUUUUGACCUGUAAUGCCCCAGUUAUAGUCUGUGUUACUUAAAUAUAACAUGUGCUGCACAAGCUUCAUUUCAAAGGCACCACUGUGCAGAACAGGUUGUGGAAAUCAGCUUGGCUAACACUGAGUAAAUGACCUUCAAAAAAUAGUACAUGUAUGCUGAUACUGGGGAGCAGUGGGUGGCACUGGGACGAAGCUGGGGGGUGGUGGCAGCUUUCCCAGUUAGUAGAACACUUCUGGAUGGGUGGGAGACCUCAGGUCAAAGGCCUUCACAUCAGAAUGGCAGUGAUUUGAAUCCACCUCGGUGCAGCACUGCUCAGUGAUGAGUGCUGGGAGCUCCUGCUGCCCUUUGGUGGGAGAGGGGAGGUGAGUCCUCCAUGGAAUCCAGGUGUGCUUCCUGCUGACUCCUAAAUAUAGAACAGGAGCGCACAGACUGUGGAAGUGCUAAGAAGAAAUGAACAGUCUGAUGGGAAUUCUUGAGACGAAGCUUUUGUGCCAUGAGAUCUUGGGAUCUUUUCAGCCUCCUGUGCUGUUAGUGGAGCUUUGGGGGAUGAAUGUCCUGGUCAGCAGACAUGGGGGAAGAGCUGCUGCUCCUUCACUGGACACACCACCAGGCUGGGGAGCUGCUGAAGUGCUGUGCCAUUCCUGUGUCAGCGAGAGCUAAUAAAAAUUCAGACAGACUUAAAAAUAAACAUAAGUUUUUCACUGCUUUUUAUCCAGCAUGUUGAAACACUGUUUUCCCGUUACCUGCAGUAACUCCUAGGAAAAAAAGGAUAGACAACCCUCAGGCACAGGAAGCACUUACAUAAAGACCUGGAAAGGCUCAUCUCUUGCAGCCCAUUUUUCUUUAUCAACACCAAGACAGAGCAGAAACCCUUAUUUCCACGUGCAAGUCACUUUAAAUUAAUUUGAAAAUGGGUUCUUCUAUUUAAUGGCUGCAUAGACUUGACUCCUAAGACCACUCUGUGUUGAGCUGUAGCAGUGCAACGACAGGGAACAGUAAUAAACCUGUGCCCCUUGGGGAGGGGGAACAAAUAA